Messenger RNA from Telopea speciosissima, 1439 nucleotides. RefSeq names its product protein LNK3-like. Lineage: Eukaryota; Viridiplantae; Streptophyta; Magnoliopsida; Proteales; Proteaceae. The transcript has 6 exons. The record is from RefSeq and is a predicted model, not a curated record. Bases 121 to 1356 code for a protein of 411 amino acids. Gene Ontology annotation, biological process: regulation of DNA-templated transcription; circadian rhythm.
CAAGAAAUUUAAUAGCUCUUUCUUCACUGUGAUUUUGGAUUUCUUAGCUUCAACCAUUUUCUUACUGGGUAUCAAGAACUGGGUUUUCUUCAAGCAGUGAAUGUAUCAAAGGUAGAUAACAUGGACGGCUAUGUUGGACUAGAAGCUGAUAGUUUUGGUGUUUCAAAACGUCAAAAACCAUCACUUAGAUAUCCAUCACAAGAAUAUUGUUUGCCAUGGGGAGUAGCUAUUUCAGAAAGUUUUGGGUCCCCAAACGAGUACUGCAUUGGUGCAACAAAUUUGAAGAGCGAAGAACUUAACUUUAAUGGGAAAGGCUCCCCUAAUGAAUUUGAGGCUGAAACCUCCAUUCCUGGAGAAUCAUCCACUGAGUCAAGUUGGUGUGAAGGGUUUUCCUUUGUUGAUCGCAGCCGAAUGAAUCCAGAAGCUUCUCUGGAUGGGACCAGACAUUUAGACAAUCGGCCAGAUUACCAGCUUGAUGGCAUUGGCGGGAUAGAUCAUCAAACAGAUGACAUUUUCUUAAGAUCAUUACUUGAAGAAACUCCACCUGGCAUGGAAAAUCCAUACAGAUCUGUUAGCAUGUAUCCUGUGUCUGACUGCAGCGCAAUGCCGUCGAAAAAUAUCUUGACAGGCAUGAUAGUGGAUUCACAAAGUAUCUCAGUGGACACAUCUACUACAAACAGCUCAAAGAAUCUUAAUAGAUUAACACACUGCUUUCCUUCAUCAGCAGACUGGGACAGAGUGGAAAAUAUGCCAAAUUUCAUGCCAGCCGAUUCAGGAAAAAUGGAAGAUUGCUCAAUGAAAAAGGAACCAGCUGUACCAGGAUUGAUCCCAGCUGAACUAAGCAGCCCUUACAAAGGAGAGGGACAUUUGAAUGCCGGGAGAUCUUUAGAAGAAUCUGUGUUGCAGGAGCUUGAAUUGGCUAUGGCACAGGUUAAAUUGACCAAGAGAACACGUCUUUGCUUUCGAGAUGCCCUGUACCGCCUUGCCAAGAGCUCGGAACAACCACAUGUAGUAAGUCAGACUCGAAGUGGAGAGAUUACCAUGGAAAAACACUCUUUGUCACCAGUUCCUUACAGAACAUCCAGGUUCCAAAGUGUGAAUGCUACAGACUAUCAAACUAACACCAUUGAUUGGACCAUUGAGAAGCUCAUGUUUGAUAAGCUGGACUGUGACACAGCUGAUCUUUCUUCUGAUGUAUCAGUAAACUUAAGCAAGGAAACUGUCAUGAUGGAAGGAUCAACGAGCUAUGGUUUGAAUUGGACAUCGAUCCCUCAAUAUUCUCGUUGCUCACUGCUACCACAAGAUGCUGGCAAUUUGAUCCUUGGUGGAGAGAACAAUAUAAUGAUUAAUUUUUAGUGACAUCUAAAGCAUACAACCAGUACUAGGUUUGGAUUGUAAAUGAAAUAUGAGAAGCCUUAAAACCAAGAUCUAGUUGUUUA